UAUUGUUUGGGUGUAUUUCUUGUUGUUUUUACAUCAAAUCAAACCCGCUGUGGGUUAACUGGACGACUUCUCGUUGUAGCGUAACCUGCGUUGCCUAGCACCAGGCGUGAGGUCAGCGGUUAUUGACAGUUCCUCCAUAGCGACCCUGACGUCACGUGACAGCUGAGUUUGCCUGCUUCCUGUUGAAGCUUCGAGGACCGACUUUCCUUCAGUGUUGCAGCGCCCUCUAGUGGCCACGGCUGGUGUGCACUACUACAAGACACGUGAUGAGGAGAGAAUGAACAUUUGUAAUCGAGAGGGAGGUCGCUGUGCAGCGAUGGCGUUGGUGUGCCUGACGGACUUCGAGCAGUACGCCAAGGAGCACCUGUCCAAGGCCACCUGGGACUACUACGCCGCCGGGGCGGACGAGUGCUGCACCCGGGACGACAACCUGCUGGCCUACAAGAGGAUCCGCCUGCGGCCUCGCGUGCUGCGCGACGUGUCGGUGAGCGACACGCGCACCACGGUGCAGGGCGCGGAGAUCGGCUUCCCGGUGGGCGUCGCGCCCACGGCCUUCCACUGCCUGGCCUGGCACGAGGGGGAGGUGGCCACGGCGAGGGCCACCGAAGCGCUCAACACCUGCUACAUCAGCAGCACCUACUCCACCUGCUCGGUGGAGGAGAUCGUGGCGGCGGCGCCCGGCGGCUACCGCUGGUUCCAGCUCUACGUGUACCGCGACCGCGAGCUGUCGGAGCAGAUGGUGCGGCGGGUGGAGGCGCUGGGCUACCGGGCGCUGGUGCUCACCGUGGACGUGCCGUUCACCGGGAAGCGGCGCGACGACAUACGCAACCGCUUCCGGCUGCCGCCGCACCUCAAGCUCAAGAACUUUGAGGGCCUGCCGCAGGCCGCCGCGGAGGACUACGGGAUCCCGUCCAACACCUUGGACCCGUCCAUCAGCUGGAAGGACAUCCAUUGGCUGCAGUCCAUCACCCAGCUGCCAAUCAUCAUCAAGGGGAUCCUCACCAAGGAGGACGCCGAGCUGGCCGUGGAGCACGGCGUGCAGGGCAUCAUCGUGUCCAACCACGGGGGCCGGCAGCUGGACGGGGGCCCGGCCACGAUCGACGCCCUGACGGAGAUCGUGGACGCGGUGCAGGGCCGGAUGGAGGUCUACCUGGACGGGGGCAUCCGGACAGGAAGUGACGUGCUCAAGGCUCUGGCCCUGGGGGCCAAGUGUGUUUUCAUUGGCCGGCCGGCAGUGUGGGGCCUCGCCUACAAGGGCGAGGACGGCUUGAGGGAAGUGCUGCAGAUCCUCCACGAUGAGUUCCGUCUGUCCAUGGCGCUGUCGGGCUGCAGGAACGUGGCCGAGAUCAACAGGAACCUCAUCCAGUGCUCCAAACUCUGACCAGCAGGGGGCGCCAGAGAUCAACACUGACACCAAAACCAGAGCCUCAGAUAAUAUAUCGGUGUUUUUCUUUUUUCUUUUUGAUGAAAGUCUUGCAGGAACUUCUCCGUGAGACUUCUGGUUUCCCUGUAAAUGUGUGAGGUGUUUUGUGGUUGAAUAAACAUCUGAGAAAGUC
This is a messenger RNA of Pseudoliparis swirei, 1556 nucleotides long. It is a transcript of the gene hao2, whose product is annotated as hydroxyacid oxidase 2 (long chain). Gene Ontology annotation, molecular function: FMN binding; oxidoreductase activity. The record is from RefSeq and is a predicted model, not a curated record. The coding region runs from base 278 to 1381 and encodes 367 amino acids. NCBI's taxonomy places the organism in Eukaryota, Metazoa, Chordata, Actinopteri, Perciformes, Liparidae. The transcript is spliced from 9 exons.